GUGCAACCUGCCCAUUUGCUCGUAUCUGCUUAAUAAGGCACUAAGACCUUCAGCCACAAGAAGGAAAAGAUACGGCAGAGAGGAUCCCUAGCGUAGCCAGAUCAAUCGUUCCUUCAUCAAAAGGAAUAGAAUAACCGACAGAGAUCACACAUUCCAUGAUCAAUCCUACCCACACCCCAUCAAAGCCUAAGAAGAAUUUCUUCUUUAACUAAAAUGCUAUGAUCGUUGCAAAUCCCAAUCUAGGCUCAUCGUAUCUAUAUUCUAUAUAGUUGCAAAAGCUCAAAGAGACUUGUGCUCUGUUUGGAUUGAAGGUUAGGGAGUAUAAUUGAUGGGUGGUAUAUUAAGCCUAAAUAAUCACAAAACCAUCUUGACUGCGGCAAAUGGGGCUUCACAGAGUGACACACGCAAGAGACGGAGGAUUUCAGCUAGUUUCAGGGAAGAUGAUCCACCUUGGUUGAUCCCCAACCUUCCUGAUGAGAUAUCCUUUCAAAUUCUUGCGAGACUUCCUAGAGCUUUUUACUUGAAAGCCAGGUUGGUUUCGCGUAGAUGGAAAUCUGCUAUUAUGAGCCCCGAACUAUACAAAACAAGAAAAGAACUCGGGACAACCGAGGAGUGGCUCUAUGUUUUGACUAAGCUCAAUGAUGAUAUGCUUUUAUGGUAUGCCUUGGAUCCCGUCUCAGGGAAAUGGCAACGGUUGCCACCAGUGCCCACCAAAGAGUGUGCACCUAAAACGAUCGGGAUCACAGAUGCCGUAAGGCGUUUGUUCAGGAAAAGGGAAUCCCUUGACCAUAUCCCCUUUUGUGGUUGUGCUAUUGGAGCCAUGGAUGGGUCCCUCUAUGUCUUGGGAGGGUUUUGUAGAGACUCAACCAUGAGGUGCGUUUGGCGUUACGAUCCGAUAAAGAAUGUUUGGGAUGAAAUCAGCCCGAUGUCCGUUGGUAGAGCUUAUUGUAAGACUGGCAUCCUGAAUGGGAAGCUUUAUGUGGUCGGAGGUGUAACUCGGGAUCCAGGCGGGCUUACCCCACUUCAGUCAGCAGAAGUGUUUGAUCCCCUGUCCGGCGUCUGGACGCAAAUCCCAAACAUGCCCUUCGCCAAAGGCCAUAUGCUUCCAAAUGCCUUCUUAGCCGAUUUUCUCAAACCUAUAGCCACCGGGAUUUCGACUUACAGAGGAAAGCUUUACGUCCCUCAGAGUUUGUAUUGCUGGCCAUUCUUUCUCGAUGCCGGAGGGGAGGUUUACGAUCCGGAAACAAACAGGUGGGUUGAGAUGCCAGUAGGGAUGGGGGAGGGGUGGCCUGCCAGACAGGCCGGGACGAAGUUGAGUGUGAUUGUUGAUGGUGAACUCUAUGCUUUGGAUCCUUCUGGGUCAACAAAUGCCGCUAAGAUAAACGUGUAUGAUUCCCAAGGUGAUGUUUGGAAGGCAAUUGAAGGGGAUGUGCCAAUUUGUGGUCUUGCCGAUUUGGAUUCUCCUUAUUUACUAUCAGGGUUUCUUGGAAAGAUUCAUGUGGUAACUAAGGAUGGAAAUCAGAAUAUUGUGAUCUGGCAAGCAGAUAGGCAUAAUCAGCCCAUUCCAUCUUCAGGCACGUAUGGUUUCGAUGCAAAUAUAUGGAGAGUUAUUGCAUCAAAGAGCAGUGGAUCAUCAGAGCUUGUCAGCUGUCAGCUUCUUGAUAUUUAGCGCUGAAGGUCAAUGUCAGUUGGAGUCAAUCCCAUCUCUUUGGCUCUGUUUGUUUAGAGAAAAUUUUCCCUGCAAAAGUUCUGAUUUUGCUUUUGUUUGGCAUUGGUUUGUGGAAAGUGAUUUCUUGUUCUAAAAGUGUUCUAUGUUUUCUAUUUUUGCAGGACACAUUAUACAUAGAACUACUUGUUUUCCAGGAAAACAUUUAUCCAGAAAUAACUUGCCACACUAAGUUAUUUUCCAGGAAACAAACAGAGCUUUAGUUUUGAGUUUUUUUCAAGAAUACAUUCUCAUCCCGCUCUGGGGAAGUAAGCUUAUUCACUCCCCCCUAUUCAAUUAAUAUGUGGUAUAUAUUAAAGAAAGUAUUGUUGUGUGACUGUAUGAUAAACAUUAGGAACAGCCUAGAUAAAUAAUUAUUGUCUGUACACAAACAUUAGAUCGUGUGGAGUUGCGAUUGUUGAAAAAAGUCUUACUGUGCAAAUACUUCUUAGUCGUUCGGCUAAAGUAUUGGAGCGACUGGGCUAAGGAUUGUGUUGUUCAGGCUCCCACCGGCUACUUUGGCAUCCACCUGAGUACAUCAAUGAAUGUGCUGAUUACCUGUUUUGAAGUUGUUAACCUUAACUGCAACGUUCAUCUUGAUCUCAAUACUCAGUAUAUGUGAUACAGAAAAAUUAUUUUUACUUUGGGUCUAGUGAGGAUAUUUUAUGUCAUUUAUAUUUCUAUUCACAUUCUACUCAUUGUAUAGACUAGUCAUAGACUUCAUUGUAUAAUUCUGGUUUUAGAAAUAGCAUUCUUAUGCUCAAUAUUCAUUCUGUGGCUCAUACAUUAUAUGUUGUUAAUAUAUUGGCCUAAGAACAUACAUAAAAGGAACAUAUUAUUUAUACUUACACAGAAUUGAUUUGUUAUAA
Molecule: messenger RNA, 2574 nt
Organism: Cuscuta epithymum
Lineage: Eukaryota; Viridiplantae; Streptophyta; Magnoliopsida; Solanales; Convolvulaceae
Source: the annotation of a GenBank genome assembly